Messenger RNA from Erpetoichthys calabaricus (reedfish), 645 nucleotides. RefSeq names its product acyl-CoA-binding domain-containing protein 4. Gene Ontology annotation, molecular function: fatty-acyl-CoA binding. Bases 186 to 521 code for a protein of 111 amino acids. The transcript has 5 exons. NCBI's taxonomy places the organism in Eukaryota, Metazoa, Chordata, Cladistia, Polypteriformes, Polypteridae. Gene Ontology annotation, biological process: fatty acid metabolic process. The record is from RefSeq and is a predicted model, not a curated record.
UCGGCGUUUGUCUUCGUUCGUCCAGUCAGCCACUCGUGACCGGCUGGAGUGUCGGGGAGCUGCGGCUCGGGCCCGUAGAUGCUGAUCAAGGAGCCCCAGAGGGCGACGAGUUUGUGCGGAUGUCGCCGGUGCUCGUCUGCCUUUCGCUCCCUCUUUGUGUUUGUCCGAAUGCUGCGUCCCUUUAAAUGAGACACGAACAAAUCGUCUCCAGGGCGUCCGUGUUUUUGGGAGCAGGGGGGGUCCGUCCUCCGCGCCGGUCUGCCUCAGGUCAGCGUGCCGUGUGCCAGCCCGCCAUAGCCAUGGCUGAAGAGGAGGACGAGUGUCACAGGCGCUUCCAGACCGCCGUCAGCGUGGUGCAGAGCCUCCCGAAGCACGGUCCUUAUCGGCCCUCCUAUGAUGCCAUGCUGCGCUUCUACGGCUACUACAAGCAGGCCACCUGCGGCCCCUGCACCUUCGGCCCGCCCGCCAUUCUGGGACCCGGUGGGCCGCUACAAGUGGGAUGCGUGGAAGCGGCUGGGUGACAUGAGCAGAGUGGCGGCCAUGGCGGCGUACGUGGAGGAGAUAAAGGUGGUGUCACAGGAGGUUAUAAACACUCUGCCCCUCACAGAGGGCACAGCAUCGCUCUUCCACUACUUUGAGCCCCUG